CCUCAUCUCUCCCUCCGCUGCCUGGCGGCCCCGCGCUCUCGAGCCCGGCCUGGAGCCGCUCGGCCGCCGGGAAUCGGUAGGGAGACGAGGGCGCAGCCUCGCCGCCUCCCCCGGACUCUCCUCUCCGCCCCGCCCGCGCCGCGCCCCCACCGCCUCCCCCUUCGGGAGAGGGACCUCGUCAGGCAGCCGGUGGCCCACCGGGCUCCUCUCCGCGCGGCGCCAGCGGCGGCGGGGGCAGGGCGCGAGCGAGGGAGCCCGCGAGCCCGCGAGCCCGAGAGCGGAGCGGCGAAGCGGGGAGGGAACGCGCUGCUGAGCCGGGGCUGGAGCGGCGGCGGCAGCGGCGGAGGGAGGGCCCCACGGACAGACAGACGCACGAACGGACCGAGCCAGGGAGGGAGCGAGAGAGACUUCGCCGGCGAGGAGGAGCGGCGCGAGCCGCGGCUGCUGGGCGCUUCCCCGCGCUGCUGGGUGCUCGGCGCCUCCGCGGCCCCCGGCUCCCGGCCUCAGCUUCCUCACGCGCGCGAGGCGCGGGGUGCGGGGCCCGGGGCUCGCUUCGCCGAAGGGGUCGCUGAACUAACUCUCAAGCUGGUGUGCGCGGUGGCGGAGCAGUGGCCGCCCAAGAGCUGGAGUCACCAUGGCGGCCGGAGUCGCAGCCUGGCUGCCUUUCGCGCGGGCUGCGGCCAUCGGGUGGAUGCCGGUGGCCAACUGCCCCAUGCCCCUUGCCCCGGCAGACAAGAACAAGCGGCAGGAUGAACUGAUCGUCCUCAACGUGAGCGGGCGGAGGUUCCAGACGUGGCGGACCACGCUGGAGCGCUACCCGGACACACUGCUGGGCAGCACGGAGAAGGAGUUCUUCUUCAACGAGGACACCAAGGAGUACUUCUUCGACCGGGACCCAGAAGUGUUCCGCUGCGUCCUCAACUUCUAUCGCACAGGCAAGCUGCACUACCCCCGCUACGAGUGCAUCUCCGCCUACGAUGACGAGCUGGCUUUCUAUGGCAUCCUUCCCGAGAUCAUUGGCGACUGCUGUUACGAGGAGUACAAGGACCGCAAGAGGGAGAACGCCGAGCGGCUCAUGGACGACAACGACUCGGAGAACAACCAGGAGUCCAUGCCCUCCCUCAGCUUCCGCCAGACCAUGUGGCGGGCCUUCGAGAACCCGCACACCAGCACACUGGCCUUGGUCUUCUACUACGUGACUGGCUUCUUCAUUGCCGUCUCGGUCAUCACCAACGUGGUGGAGACGGUGCCGUGUGGCACGGUGCCUGGGAGCAAGGAGCUGCCGUGUGGCGAGCGCUACUCGGUGGCCUUCUUUUGUCUGGACACCGCCUGCGUCAUGAUCUUCACGGUGGAGUACCUCCUCCGGCUGUUCGCGGCGCCCAGCCGCUACCGCUUCAUCCGCAGCGUGAUGAGCAUCAUCGACGUGGUGGCCAUCAUGCCCUACUACAUCGGCCUGGUAAUGACCAACAAUGAGGACGUGUCGGGCGCCUUCGUCACGCUUCGGGUCUUCCGCGUCUUCAGGAUCUUCAAGUUCUCCCGCCACUCCCAGGGCUUGCGGAUCCUGGGCUACACCCUGAAGAGCUGUGCCUCUGAGCUCGGCUUCCUCCUCUUCUCCCUCACCAUGGCCAUCAUCAUCUUUGCCACUGUGAUGUUUUAUGCCGAGAAGGGCUCCUCCGCCAGCAAGUUCACGAGCAUCCCCGCCUCUUUUUGGUACACCAUCGUCACCAUGACCACACUGGGAUAUGGAGACAUGGUGCCCAAGACGAUCGCAGGGAAGAUCUUCGGCUCCAUCUGUUCCCUGAGCGGUGUCCUCGUCAUUGCCCUGCCGGUCCCUGUGAUCGUUUCCAACUUCAGCCGGAUUUACCACCAGAAUCAGAGAGCUGAUAAACGCAGGGCACAAAAGAAGGCCCGCCUUGCCAGGAUCCGUGUGGCCAAAACAGGGAGCUCCAAUGCCUACCUGCACAGCAAGCGCAACGGACUCCUCAACGAGGCACUGGAGCUGAUGGGCACCCCGGAAGAGGAGCACAUGGGCAAGACCACCUCACUCAUCGAGAGCCAGCACCACCACCUGCUGCACUGCCUGGAGAAAACCACUGGGUUGUCCUAUCUUGUGGAUGAUCCCCUGUUAUCUGUACGAACCUCCACCAUCAAGAACCACGAGUUUAUAGAUGAACAGAUGUUUGAGCAGAACUGCAUGGAGAGUUCAAUGCAGAACUACCCAUCCACACGGAGUCCCUCACUGUCCAGCCACCCGGGCCUCACGACCACCUGCUGCUCCCGUCGUAGUAAGAAAACCACACACCUGCCCAACUCCAACCUGCCGGCCACCCGCCUGCGCAGCAUGCAAGAGCUCAGCACGAUCCACAUCCAGGGCAGCGAGCAGCCCUCCCUCACUACCAGUCGUUCCAGCCUUAAUUUGAAAGCAGACGACGGACUGAGACCAAACUGCAAAACAUCCCAGAUCACCACAGCCAUCAUCAGCAUUCCUACUCCCCCAGCGCUAACCCCAGAGGGGGAAGGUCGGCCACCCCCUGCCAGCCCAGGCUCCAACACGAACAUUCCUGCCAUAGCCAGCAAUGUUGUCAAGGUCUCCGCCUUGUAAAACCACUGGACAGAGGGCCAGUGCGGGUAGUGGGAGUGAAGGGGGCUGGCAUGUUGGUGGGUGGCCACUGUGACCACUCCCUCCCCCUCCCCCACUAUUUCUGCCCACCCUGUUGCACCCCCAACACUGAAACCUGUGCCUGGAAGGAGAAAGAGGCAGCAAAGGGGCACCUGAGGUUCACUGCUGCUAGCGUGGACAUAGCCCUGUGCCACUGCAUCUCACAGGGGCCAGAGGAAAGGGAGGGCGGGGCGGGUAGGGAUGGGACUGUGCGGUUAUAAGCUGCGAGCCAGGACAGGGCCCGGAGUGGGGAGCCUCAGACCAAAUAACCAUUGUUUCUGGAGACCCCAGUGAGGAAAAUACAAGACCAAGAGCAGCACAGAGGCCGAGUUGUCACAUGCAAAACAGGAAGAAAAUAUAACACUGUGUAUUUAAGCACCUUUUUCAAGGCUCUUAAUGGAUAAUAUUUAUUCAUGGGAAAAGGUGGAAAACAAAAACACCCACGGAGUUUUGUGAAAUGUUUUUCUCCAUGGACCCAAUACCUUUGAACCAAAACAAUGCAUUUUGUGAGGGGGGUUGUUUUUUUUUUUUUU
Messenger RNA from Orcinus orca (killer whale), 3192 nucleotides. RefSeq names its product potassium voltage-gated channel subfamily D member 3 (gene KCND3). Gene Ontology annotation, molecular function: protein binding; A-type (transient outward) potassium channel activity. Gene Ontology annotation, cellular component: voltage-gated potassium channel complex; membrane; neuronal cell body. NCBI's taxonomy places the organism in Eukaryota, Metazoa, Chordata, Mammalia, Artiodactyla, Delphinidae. The record is from RefSeq and is a predicted model, not a curated record. Bases 635 to 2602 code for a protein of 655 amino acids. The transcript is spliced from 8 exons. Gene Ontology annotation, biological process: potassium ion export across plasma membrane; protein homooligomerization.